Messenger RNA from Brassica oleracea var. oleracea, 1424 nucleotides. RefSeq names its product V-type proton ATPase subunit C-like. Bases 59 to 1195 code for a protein of 378 amino acids. NCBI's taxonomy places the organism in Eukaryota, Viridiplantae, Streptophyta, Magnoliopsida, Brassicales, Brassicaceae. Gene Ontology annotation, molecular function: proton-transporting ATPase activity, rotational mechanism. The record is from RefSeq and is a predicted model, not a curated record. The transcript has 11 exons. Gene Ontology annotation, cellular component: vacuolar proton-transporting V-type ATPase, V1 domain. Gene Ontology annotation, biological process: proton transmembrane transport.
CCAUUAUGAUUGAAGAAGUACAGAUCCAUCGGAGAAGAAGAAGAGACAUUGAGAAACAAUGACUUCGAGGUAUUGGGUGGUGUCUCUACCAGUGAAGGACUCUUCUUCCACGUUAUGGAAUCGUCUCCAGGAGCAGAUCUCCAAGCAUUCCUUCGAUACUCCAGUUUAUCGGUUCAACAUUCCUAACCUUCGAGUUGGAACGUUAGAUUCUCUGCUCGCCCUCGGCGAUGAUCUGCUCAAGUCAAACAGCUUUGUGGAAGGAGUUUCGCAGAAGAUCAGGAGACAGAUCGAGGAAUUGGAGAGGAUCUCUGGUGUGGAGAGCAACGCUCUUACUGUUGAUGGAGUUCCCGUUGAUUCUUAUCUCACAAGGUUUGUCUGGGAUGAAGCUAAGUACCCAACGAUGUCACCUUUGAAGGAGGUUGUGGAGAAUAUUCAGUCUCAGGUUGCCAAGAUUGAGGAUGAUCUCAAGGUUCGCGUUGCUGAAUAUAACAAUGUCCGCGGUCAACUCAAUGCCAUUAACCGAAAGCAAAGUGGAAGCUUAGCUGUUCGCGACCUCUCAAGCUUGGUUAAGCCAGAAGAUAUUGUCGCAUCUGAACAUCUCGAGACUCUUCUUGCAGUUGUUCCAAAGUAUUCCCAAAAAUACUGGCUAGCAUGUUAUGAGACAUUGACCGACUUUGUGGUUCCUAGGUCUUCGAAGAAAUUGUUUGAGGAUAAUGAGUAUGCUCUUUACACCGUCACUCUCUUUACUCGUGUUGCAGACAAUUUCAGGACAAAUGCUCGUGAGAAAGGGUUCCAAGUUCGUGAUUUUGAACAUAGCGUUGAAGCACAAGAGACUCGUAAACAAGAGCUAGAAAAGCUGGUUCAGGACCAGGAGAGUUUGAGAAGCUCUCUUUUGCAGUGGUGCUACACCAGUUAUGGAGAGGUUUUCAGCUCAUGGAUGCAUUUCUGUGCUGUGCGUAUAUUCGCUGAGAGCAUAAUGAGAUAUGGUUUACCUCCAGCUUUCUUGGCAUGUGUCCUAUCUCCGGCUGUUAAAAGCGAGAAGAAAGUACGCUCCAUUCUUGAACGCUUGUGCGAUUCUACCAACAGUUUAUACUGGAAAAGCGAGGAGGAUGCAGGAGCUGGAGGAGCCAUGGCUGGUUUAGCCGGUGACUCCGAGACACAUCCUUAUGUCUCCUUCACGAUCAACCUUGCUUAGAAUUGAUGAGAGAUGCUUUAUGCUUCUUCUGCAUCUCACACUUAUAUUUGUUUAUGUUCUAUAUAUAUAUAUUCCAUUUUAUUAUUCGUGAUAAUUUUUCGAAAUAAAAGAAAUAAAUAUGAAGGUGGCACUCAAGAGAGACAUGUGAAUGUAAUAUUAUUUUGGCCGGAGUCUUUGUAGACUACAAUGACUGAUACUUGUGGAAGAAGAGAGGUUUGUUGACAUGUUA